AUGGCUCUCUGCGCGCGUCUGGCACGUCGCGUACCUACUACGACAGGCCAAUUCCGCAGCAUUGCAUCUUCUGUCUCUGCGCGAAGCUUCACAUCUCGUACAGCUCGUCCUUUGACCUCCCUCCGCGCGAAGGGUGAGUCAACUGCGACAUACCGCCAGCUGCGCGCUUUCACAAAAGUCUCGUCCACUUUCAACCAGACACAGGAAGCGCCAAAUGCGCAGGCCUACCUUAACAGCGGCGCCAUUUCUGGUGCCCGCGAUCUCGUCGACGUGAAGAAGGUCUUGGUCAUUGGUAGUGGAGGUCUCAGCAUUGGACAGGCCGGAGAGUUCGACUACUCAGGCUCUCAGGCUUUGAAGGCCCUUAAGGAGGCUGGCGUACAGUCGGUGCUUAUCAACCCCAAUAUUGCGACUAUCCAGACAUCGCACAAGGAGAAGCCCGAUGGCAUUUUCCUGUCCUUCGGUGGACAGACUGCGCUGAACCUGGGUGUCCAAAUGAACAGGAAGGGCCUCUUCGAGAAGUAUGGUGUCAAGGUUCUUGGAACAAGCGUCAAGACUCUCGAGACUUCUGAGGAUCGUGAUUUGUUCGCAAGGGCUCUGGACGAAAUCGAUAUCCCCAUUGCCAAGUCGAUUGCUGUCAACACUGUCGACGAGGCUCUCGACGCUGCCGAGAAGGUCGGCUACCCCAUCAUCGUCCGUGCUGCGUACGCGCUCGGUGGUCUGGGAUCUGGUUUCGCCAACAACCCCGAUGAACUCAGGGACUUGUCUGCUCGAUCGCUCACUCUCUCCCCCCAGAUCUUGGUUGAGAAAUCGCUGAAGGGCUGGAAGGAGGCUGAGUACGAGGUCGUUCGUGAUGCGGCUGAUAACUGCAUCACUGUCUGCAACAUGGAGAACUUCGACCCUCUCGGUGUGCACACCGGUGACAGCAUUGUCGUCUCGCCUAGUCAGACUUUCAGCGAUGAGGAGUACCACAUGCUCCGCUCUGCCUCGAUCAAGAUUGUGCGACACUUGGGUGUCGUUGGUGAGUGCAACGUACAGUACUGCCUCCAGCCCGACGGUCUUGACUACAGGGUCAUCGAGGUCAACGCUCGUCUUUCUCGUUCUUCUGCUUUGGCCUCGAAGGCUACCGGUUACCCCUUGGCCUACACUGCCGCAAAGAUUGGUCUCGGACACACUCUGCCUGAGCUCCCCAACGCUGUCACCAAGACCACCACUGCCAACUUCGAGCCCUCCCUCGACUACGUAGUCACAAAGAUGCCCCGAUGGGAUCUGAGCAAGUUCCAGAACGUGAAGCGCGACAUCGGUAGCUCCAUGAAGUCCGUUGGUGAGGUCAUGGCUAUCGGUCGUACAUUCGAGGAGUCUUUCCAGAAGGCCUGCCGACAGGUUGACCCCAAGUUCCUCGGCUUCCAGUCCGAGAAGUACGGCGAGAGCCUUGACUACGAGCUUGCGAACCCCACAGAUCGCCGAUGGCUCGCUGUUGGUCAGGCCAUGUACCACGAGGGCUACACUGUCGACAGGGUGCACGAGCUCACCAAGAUUGACAAGUGGUUCUUGUACAAGCUCCAGAACAUCGUCGACUGCACAAAGGAGCUCGAGGAGAUCGGCAGCCUCUUUGGCCUCAAGAAGGAAAUCAUCCUCAAGUCCAAGAAGCUCGGUUUCUCCGACAAGCAGAUUGCCAAGGCUGUCAACAGCACCGAAGACGAGGUCCGCGCUCGCAGGAAGAGCUUCGGCAUCAGGCCCUGGGUCAAGAAGAUUGACACCCUGGCUGCUGAAUUUCCCGCUGACACAAACUACCUUUACACCACCUACAACGCCUCCUCCCACGAUGUCUCGUUCGACGACCACGGUGUCCUCGUCCUUGGUAGCGGUGUCUACCGUAUUGGUAGCUCUGUCGAGUUCGAUUGGUGUGCUGUCAACGCCACCAUGUCGCUCAACAAGCUCGGCAAGAAGACUGUCAUGAUCAACAAUCCUGAGACUUAUUCGACCGAUUUCGACGUCGCGGACAGGCUCUACUUCGAGGAGUUGAGCUACGAGCGUGUCAUGGAUAUCUACGAGCUGGAGACCGCCCAGGGUGUCGUUGUCUCUGUCGGUGGUCAGCUGCCUCAGAACAUCGCCUUGAAGCUCCAGGAGUCUGGCAAGGCUAAGGUUCUCGGAACCGACCCUAACGACAUUGACAAGGCCGAGGACCGCCACAAGUUCUCUUCGAUCCUGGACUCCAUCGGCGUUGAUCAGCCCGCGUGGAAGGAGCUGACUUCGUACGAAGAGGCGAAGAAGUUCGCUGACGCUGUCAAAUACCCUGUCCUGGUUCGCCCAUCCUACGUUCUCUCCGGUGCUGCCAUGACAGUCAUCCGCAGCGAGGAUGAGCUCGAGGAGAAGCUUCUGGCCGCCUCUUCCGUCUCGCCUGACCACCCUGUUGUUAUCACCAAAUUCAUCGACGGCGCUCAGGAAAUUGACUGCGAUGCUGUGGCCUCCAACGGAAAGGUCCUUGUUCACGCUGUCAGUGAGCACAUCGAGAACGCUGGUGUCCACUCUGGUGAUGCCACACUUGUCCUGCCUCCUGUCAACCUCAACACCAGGAUCCAGGAGCGCGUUAAGGAGAUCGCCGACAAGGUCGCCAAGGCAUGGAACAUCACCGGUCCCUUCAACAUGCAAAUCAUCAUGGAGGAGGUCGAGGGUGCGGAGCCCAACCUCAAGGUCAUUGAGUGCAACCUUCGUGCAUCCCGCUCAUUCCCCUUCGUCAGCAAGGUCCUUGGCACCAACUUCAUCGAUGUUGCCACCAGGGCUCUUGUCGGUCGCGAGGUUCCCGAGCCUACUGAUCUCAUGAAGGUUGACCGUGACUACGUUGCCACCAAGGUUCCUCAGUUCUCCUGGACCAGGCUGGCUGGUGCUGACCCCUACCUCGGCGUCGAGAUGUCCUCCACUGGUGAGAUGGCCUGCUUCGGUAAGGACCUCAUUGAGGCCUACUGGGCAGCUGCUCAGUCGCAGAUGAACUUCCGCCUGCCUCAGCCUGGUGAGAGUCUUCUCUUCGGCGGUGAUGUCACAGCUGGAUCUCUUCACUCCAACUCCCUGAUCCAGAUUGCCAAGUACAUCCAGUCUCUUGGCUACAAGUUCCUUGCCGCCAACGAGAACGUCAAGGCUCUGCUCGAGAAGAGCGUCGAGGGUGUCAAGGUCGAAGUCAUCGCUUUCCCCAAGGAGGAUAAGCGUGCUCUCCGUGAGGUCUUUGAGAAGAACGACAUCCGUGGUUGCUUCAACCUGGCCAAGUUCAGGGCCAACGGUCUGCUUGACGAAGACUAUGUCAUGCGCAGGAACGCAGUCGACUUUGGCGUCCCUCUCUUCAUGGAGCCCAAGACUGCUGUCCUUUUCGCUCAGUGCAUGAGCGAGAAGCUGCCCAAGAAGGAGGGCAUCCCCACCGAAGUCCGCACAUGGAGCGAGUUCGUUGGUGGACGACCAUUGUAA
Boeremia exigua is the source of this 3453-nucleotide messenger RNA. RefSeq lists its product as uncharacterized. The transcript is spliced from 9 exons. The record is from RefSeq and is a predicted model, not a curated record. The coding region runs from base 1 to 3453 and encodes 1150 amino acids. Gene Ontology annotation, cellular component: cytoplasm; cytosol. Gene Ontology annotation, biological process: UTP biosynthetic process; L-citrulline biosynthetic process; 'de novo' pyrimidine nucleobase biosynthetic process. Lineage: Eukaryota; Fungi; Ascomycota; Dothideomycetes; Pleosporales; Didymellaceae. Gene Ontology annotation, molecular function: dihydroorotase activity; aspartate carbamoyltransferase activity; metal ion binding.